CCUAUAAUUCUAUCCUUGUUUCUUAUUCCCUAUCCUCAGCUUCUCUUGCGGAAUUGUCCAUAGGAAUCGGAUUUGGGUAAUUGGGAACUGGGAUUGAAAAAGGAACCCUCCGCUGCCUCGACUUCUUCUUCCCCUCUUUGUCACACACCCAGGACCCCGCCCCGCGUCGAUCGGUCCAUUCCGCCGCCAAGAUGCCGAUGCUUAAGGAACCGUGGAAGAAGUACAAGCCGUUCAAGGGCCCGCAUUUGCCGAACCGACAAUGGCCUGACAAAGUUAUUGAGAAAGCCCCCCGCUGGCUGUCUUCUUGCCUCCGAGAUGGUAACCAGAGUCUGCCCGAUCCAAUGAGCGGCGAGGAAAAAUGGCGUUAUUUCAGGAUGUUGUGCGAACUUGGCUACAAGGAGAUUGAGGUUUCUUUCCCCUCUGCGUCCCAGACCGACUACGACUUCACCCGCCGCUUGAUCGAAACGCCGGGCGCCGUACCAGACGACGUAUUCCUACAAGUUCUUUCACCCUGCCGCCCCGAUCUCAUUCGGAGGACUGUAGAGUCAGUACGAGGGGCCAAAAACGCCAUUAUUCACAUUUAUCUCGCUACGAGCGCGUGCUUCCGGCAAGUCGUCUUCGGCUACACGGAAGAGCAGACCCUCGAACUUGCUGUCGAAUGUACCAAGCUAGUCAGAUCCUUGACCAAGGACGAUCCCUCUACUUCUGGAACCAGAUGGCAGUUCGAGUUUUCGCCCGAGACUUUCUCCGACACAGACCCAGACUACGCCGUACGAGUAUGCCAAGCGGUGAAAGCUGCCUGGGGCCCUAAUGGUGAAGCCGGAGACCAGAUCAUCCUCAACCUCCCCGCUACAGUCGAACUGGCAACACCCAACGUAUAUGCGGACCUGGUAGAAAGCUUUUGCAACAACAUUGGGGACAGGAAUGAUGUGUGCAUAUCUCUGCAUCCUCAUAAUGAUCGCGGGUGUGGUAUUGCAGCUGCAGAAUUGGCCCAAAUGGCGGGUGCUGACCGUGUAGAGGGCUGUCUCUUUGGCAAUGGAGAGAGAACGGGCAACGUCGAUCUCGUCACUUUGGCUCUCAACCUAUAUACACAGGGUGUAAGCCCGAACAUCGAUUUCUCCAAUUUGAACGCAGUUAUCGACAUGGUUGAGUCAUGUACCAAAAUUCCAGUUCACCAGCGUGCCCCCUACGGUGGUAGCCUCGUUUGUGCGGCCUUCUCUGGUAGUCAUCAAGACGCAAUCAAGAAAGGAUUCCAGAAUCGCAAGCGCCUUGGCUUAACCAGCGAAGACCCAUGGAAUGAUCCAUGGAAUGGGAUGCCCUACCUUCCCCUGGACCCCCAAGAUAUUGGUCGUAAUUAUGAAGCUAUCAUCCGUGUCAAUUCUCAAUCUGGAAAGGGAGGAAUUGCCUUCAUUUUGCAAACAAAGCUACAUCUUGACCUCCCCCGCGGUCUACAGGUUGCGUUCUCCAAAGUCGUCCAACGUCGUACUGAAGAGGUCGGACGCGAGCUUCUCGCUCACGAAAUCACUAAUCUCUUCAAAACAACUUAUUUCCUUCACGAGAACCCAUAUUUUAGCCUCAUUGACUAUAACAUCACCCCUGACCGCUCAGCAUCUCCUAUGUUAGCCCCAGGCCAGACCCAAGACACAAAGAGUCUGAUACGUAUCUUUGAUGGCGUCAUUCUUGUCAACGGUGAAGAGGUCAAGCUGCGUGGCCGAGGCAAUGGCCCCCUUUCUAGCAUGGUAGCUGCGCUCAAGGAAGUUGGCGUUGAUCUCGAUAUUAAUGAUUAUAAGGAGCAUGCCAUCGGCGAGGGUGGCAAUGUGAAGGCAGCCUCAUAUAUUGAGUGCAAGCAUACACACAGCAAUCAGAUAGUCUGGGGAGUUGGUAUUCACGAAGACGUGGUACAGAGCUCUCUAGUCGCCCUUCUGAGUGCAGCGAGCAGUUUCGUUACAAGUCGACCUACUAGUCCCAUUCUCAAGCCCACCACGAACGCCACUGCACAAGAGAAGCCCAAAUUCAUCUCCAUCUUGGAGGGAAAGGCAAACGGCAUGUAGAAGAAGUUUGGAGAUGAAAAACAAAAGCAAAAUAUCUUUUUUUUUUUUUUUUUGCCGGCAAAACAUAUUUUCCAUUUGUUAAUCAUUGUGUUCCCGCAUUUGGAUGGGCAUUGAAGCUGGACCUUUCUUUGUGUUGGGAAAAGUGUAAAAUAAAAGUUAUAACCAAACUCAUGCAUUUAGUGAGCUAAAAGUUACGGGUUUGAGGGAAGCCCUGUCUCAAAAAGCAUUGGUCUUAUAACAAAAAAGGGGCUGCUCCCUCGUCUUUUGAAUUAUGCAGCGACUAU
Molecule: messenger RNA, 2335 nt
Organism: Xylaria bambusicola
Lineage: Eukaryota; Fungi; Ascomycota; Sordariomycetes; Xylariales; Xylariaceae
Exons: 9
Coding region: 192-2051 (619 amino acids)
Biological process (GO): L-leucine biosynthetic process
Cellular component (GO): mitochondrion
Molecular function (GO): 2-isopropylmalate synthase activity
Source: RefSeq, a predicted model, not a curated record